Leishmania mexicana MHOM/GT/2001/U1103 is the source of this 1383-nucleotide messenger RNA. RefSeq lists its product as hypothetical. The record is from RefSeq and is a predicted model, not a curated record. Gene Ontology annotation, cellular component: Atg12-Atg5-Atg16 complex; phagophore assembly site membrane; cytoplasm. NCBI's taxonomy places the organism in Eukaryota, Euglenozoa, Kinetoplastea, Trypanosomatida, Trypanosomatidae. The transcript has a single exon. Bases 1 to 1383 code for a protein of 460 amino acids. Gene Ontology annotation, biological process: C-terminal protein lipidation; autophagy of mitochondrion; nucleophagy.
AUGCUUCUCGCCAUUGUGCGGGACCUCCUUCAGCUGUUUCGCCCGUACGCGGCGGCACUGCACCCGGAGACGACGCAGGUGUGGUUUAGCGUCCGCGAAACGCCGCUGUCGUGGCUGUAUCCGGCAGGCGCCGUAAAGGACUACGUGAACGAGUGUGUCCGCGAAGAGCGGGCGGCCCACCUCUCGGCGUCAUUGACGUCAUCCCCGUCCUCAUCAUCAGCAGCGGCGCUCCUGCAGUCUCAUCUGUGCUCCAUCUUGAGUGAGCCGCUCGAGCUCAGCUUCCACAUCCACUCCCUCACGAAGGGGAGCUCGCUCGCCCGCACCGUGCCCCUCUACAUUAACUACGACAGACUGGAGGAGCACAUCCGGAUGGAGGUGAAGCAGGCACACAAGGCUGCCUACACUGUGCUCUACGGCAACUACACCAUCUAUCAGCGCGAAGCUGAGUCAGCGCUACAGGCGGCCGUUGGUUUGGCCCUCUACCGGCCGUUUGACGCUGCGGCACAGGAGCAGCUCCAGCAGCAGCGCUACCGCGACCCCGGUUUCAGCGGCAGCGGCGGCGCCGGUGUAGUCAAUGGCGGCUACUCGUCAAGCAACAGCCCCGGUGGCGGGUAUUCGGCGCCGUUUGCAUUCACAUCUCCAUACCUCCUGACUGAAUACCAGCAGCUGCUCCGCGGCCUGCUGACGCCUCGGCCGCACGUGGCGUACCUCAUCCGCAUUGGAUUCCCCUUCGCCUAUCGAGGCGCGGCAGGCCGGAGCGAAAGUGGUUACUUGCAGUACGAUGCUCACCGCGUCUCAGCAGCCCCGGCGCUAGCACUGUCAGCAACGGUGACGGAGGCGGCUGCUGCUCUGACGAUUGGGCCGGAACAGCUGCCUCUGGGUCUGCUGCUGUGGCGACUGUUCCGCAUACCUGUUCUGCGAUGGAAGGCCCAGCAACCGCAGGAGCAUCCUACGGACAGCACAUCAGCAUCUACCGCUGCGCACGCUUCAGCGGCGGUGCUUAGUGAAGUGGAGCGCACGUAUCAGCAGCUACUGCGCACCCUCGCCCCCUAUUAUGCCGACCCUCCGCGUUGCGUGACGGAUGGGCUGGAGCAGCAGGAGCCGCUCUUGACCAGCACUCCGCCGGAGCCGCCGGCGUGGGCGGCGUGGGAGCACGCAAUGGUGCAAACCUUCAUGCGCGACUACGAGGAGCGCCCCGAGAAAUGCGGUGUAGGGCUUGAGUUCGCGGAGGCUGCCGCGCCCUCUGCCGCCUCACCCAAUGCUUGCCGCCGCGUGCGCUUUAUCGUGCAGGGCAUCCAGCCCCCGCUUUCCACCCCCGGUAGCUUCCUGGAGGCGCAUCUCUCCUCUAGCGACCGCGCCAUUUUCGUCACGGUCCAGGUAUGA